Catharus ustulatus (Swainson's thrush) is the source of this 5274-nucleotide messenger RNA. It is a transcript of the gene PDGFA, whose product is annotated as platelet derived growth factor subunit A. The transcript has 6 exons. Gene Ontology annotation, cellular component: membrane. Gene Ontology annotation, molecular function: platelet-derived growth factor receptor binding; growth factor activity. The record is from RefSeq and is a predicted model, not a curated record. The coding region runs from base 415 to 1128 and encodes 237 amino acids. Gene Ontology annotation, biological process: positive regulation of protein autophosphorylation; positive regulation of cell migration; positive regulation of cell population proliferation. NCBI's taxonomy places the organism in Eukaryota, Metazoa, Chordata, Aves, Passeriformes, Turdidae.
GGGAGGCGGCCCCAGCGCCGCCCGCGCGAGGGGGGCAGCCGCCCCAGACAGGUGAUGGGCGUUUCGGCUGCGCUCCGGAUCGACUCCUUGGGUUUCACUUUGGUCUGAUCUAAGCAAAUAUGCAGAAGUACCGGCUGGUCUAGUCCUAAGAGCCAAGAGGAGCGAGCGAGAGCGGCAGAAGGGAGAGCAGCCACGCUCCCGUAGCGAGGGGAACGUACAAACAGCGGCCGCGCCGUCAUUGAGCCACCGCCGCCCCGGGCAGCCCCGACCCACCCUGGAUGCGGAGGACCCCCGAGCCACCCCGCUGCCUUUCCCCUGAGGGAUGGUACUGAAUUCCUGCGCGGCAGGAGCCGGCCUGCAGCCCCUCUCCAUCAGCGUUGCCUUCCCUCCGUGUCUAAAGUGCACUAGACCGCGAUGAGGACCUGGGCUUGCAUUUUGCUGAUAGGUUUUGGGUACCUGUCCUUUACCUUCUCCGAGGAGGCCGAGAUCCCGCAGGAGCUCAUCGAGCGGCUGGCGCACAGCGAGAUCCACAGCAUCCGCGACUUGCAGCGCCUCCUGGAGAUUGACUCCGUAGGAUAUGAUGAUGUUUCAGAAACAAACUUGAGAUCUUACAGUGUUCAUUCUGCUAAACAUGUGCAAGAGAACCGUCCUGUGCCCAUUCGCAGAAAAAGAAGCAUUGAGGAGGCCAUCCCGGCGGUGUGCAAGACGCGCACGGUGAUCUACGAGAUACCUCGGAGCCAGAUCGACCCCACCUCGGCCAACUUCCUGAUAUGGCCGCCCUGCGUGGAGGUGAAGCGCUGCACCGGCUGCUGCAACACCAGCAGCGUCAAGUGCCAGCCCUCGCGGAUACACCACAGGAGCGUCAAGGUGGCAAAAGUGGAGUAUGUUAGAAAAAAGCCAAAAUUAAAAGAAGUUCUGGUGAGAUUAGAAGAGCAUAUGGAAUGCACCUGUACAUCAUCAAAUACUAAUUCAGAUUAUAGAGAAGAAGAAACUGGCGAGACCGAGGCAUGGAGAAAAGCCUGUGCAAGGUCAUACAGCAAGGCUGUGGCAGAACCAGGGAGAGGACUCAGAUCUGAGUGCUCAUCCAGUGCCCUAAAUCACACGACCAUCUUCCCUUUCCAAGAAUGAGUCCUUGCACCCUUAGAGCUAAAUACUGAAAAGAUUGAGGGUAAGUCAUUUUGCCUAAUUACUCUGCAUCGGAUACAUGAUCAAAAGCCACUGCCAUGUUGUCAGAGAAUGCAGUGAUUGAUGAAAAUCCAUCUUUCUGCCCAUGCAAUUAUGUAGCCUUUUAUCCUAUCAUGAGCCAGUCAUUUCCUGCUUUCUUAGGAAUCAACUUUUCAUGACUUACGGUCAAAAUUAUGCACAUAGAACAAGACUCAGAUUUUAUGGGAAUUUACAGAAAUUCAGUAGACAAUUUUCAUUCUCUUUAGUUCAGUGUCAUUCCUUCCUUUUAUGGUGUGGGUAACAUUUCCAUGGGGAACUGUUUUUAUCAUGGGCCCAAUCUGAAAUUUUUUUCCCAGGCCCUAACAUGGAAAAACACUUUCAGAGAUCCCUGUGCUUGCUCUUCUUCAAACUGGUGCCUGAGCAUGCUCCUAGGUUUGGACAAACAUCCCACUGACCUCAGGCAAAUGGAGCAGAGUUGAUGCUUUAUAUUUUGUAAUUACUGUGUGCCUUCCUGACACAGCAUCCCAGUUGUAGGCUGGGGGUCUUUGUGCUCUCAGAGUGUUGAAGUAUUUUGUAAGCAUCCCCAAAGAUGAAGUAACAAGCCUUGUCUAUACAGCUAGGAAAACAGCUGGGAGUCUACCACUCCUGCUCCCAUGGAGGUUGCCAUUUUGAAUUACAUAUUUUGGGGAAAAUAUUUUCUUGGCAUGGUGGGAUUCAGGACUGCCAUUGCUAAUGCCAGUGAGCCCAUUUCAGAUGGUCUGUUUGGGUUCCUCACAAGUUUGAAAACUCAGAGUUGUACUGAUAACAGAAAAAUUUGAGAUGGGAGAAAUUAAUGUGAAAUUUGGCAACUUUUGGUUUAGGGGAAAAAAAACCCAAAAAAGUUUAGAAGGUAGAAUAAACAAGACCAAAGGCUCGAUCAUUCUUUUUUUCAGUUGUGGCAUGCCACCUGUCCCUUUAGUCAUUCUAAUUACUUGCUACCUCAGUCUAAAGUAUGUGCUGAAGUAGCUCAGAAUCACUACAACAUGUGAAGAGUUAGGACUGGUUCUUGUUGAACUGCUGCCUAUUACCAUGGCAUAUGACUAUGAGGUGGGGCCCACAAUCACAGUUGUAAAUCAAAGAACAAGUCAUAGGUUAGGUUCUGUUUUCCUUAGAUAUUGUCUCUAAGUUUGCUUUCUGUAUGCUGGUCUCGAGUGACGUUUGGUGAGCUUUCCAAUUAGGUGGAAAGUCAUGAACACCUCUUUCCCCACCCAAAGGUAAGGAAGUGCUAACCCUUGGUCUAGCUUGUAAUCAAUAGAAGAAAUUCUGGGAGCAUCCUGGUGAUAGAAUUUCUGUCACUUGAAGAUUUCCUGUCACAUUUUUCCAGCGUUACUUCUUCCCGUAGAGAGGAAUAAAAUAAUUUAUAUGUUUGACUUACUAGCAGACCAUCAAAUCUGAUUAGCUUUGCCUUUUGGGCAACUCAAGAAUUUCUGUUUGGACUGAUACUUGUGCAUGCUAGAUGUCUCCCAAGUUCUUAGAUAAAAUACACAAAGGAAGGCUCACUUGAGUGCUUCAGCAGAAAAGUCACAUGUGAAGGCUGGAGUAGUCCCUCAAACAAGGAAAUAAAGAGCCAAGUUUGUGAGUGAGUGUUACACACUCAUCUUCAGAUCAGACCUGGUGUUUUGGCCUUUAUGUACAAUCUUUGAUCUUGCGUAAUGAAGGCAACUGGGUUUGCUGUCCAGCUUUGAGAUUCAGAGCAGCUGUUAAAUCAGGUGUGCAAAAAGCAGAAAUGCACAGAGAUGCUUGAAAUCCCCUGGGAUUUUGAAAACAUCUUCAAAAGCAAUCACAAAUAAGUAGGAGAAAAACAUUUUAAACACUUCUGAAAAUACCACCCUGGUUUAUUUGGCAGGUGAAAAAAGGGUCCAGAAGAGAUACUACUUAUAAGGAUCAUUCAGUGACAAAAUAUAUGCUCAUAGAGAAUGCUCAUGCUUAAAUCUUUCAGCAGUUAAUUAUCAUCUUUACAGACCAUAAUACUGGAAUACUUCACUUAUCAAUGCAUCAGGGCUUGGAUGAACUUUGAGACGCAUGAAAACAAGACACUCCUUAGGCCUGUGGUAGCUCUGUGUUCUGGUAACUGAUCAACCAAUUACAUAAUUGGUCAGGUCUCUGCCUUGCCUGAGCAGAUGCAACUCCAUUGACUUCUCUGGAGGUGACAGUUACCUGAGAGCUGACCCGAAACUCUUGCCACGAAGCAGAUAAUGGUUUCAUAUUUUGCUGUUUAGUGUUGUUGUAAAAAUAGACUCAUUUCCUGGAGCAGUUAGAACAAGAAAAUAGGGAAAAGCAAUUUCCCACAGAGACUCAUCCACACUGGAAUUCACUGAGGACCCCGGAUGUGAACAUGUGCUGAUAGAAAACAUAAAGCAGCAACUUUGUUUAGGGAAGCCUCUGACCUGUCAAAAAUGCAGAGCAUUUCUUACCAGACUUUUCCUUGGCAAUUAGUGGGUAGAAUUACUCAUAGAAAUUGUUUUGUUUGCUCGCAAGGGGAGAAGUAAGACAUAAAUUCAAGAUAGUCCCUCUUUGACCACAAGAAAGAUUCUGUUCUAUGGGUGACGUUCUGGGUGGCCUCAGCUCCCUUUGGGAAUGAACUCAAACUUUUAGACCUCAGUGAAGUAUGAAGAUCCCCUCCAGACUUGCUGGACAUCCCUAGCUGGAAUUUUUUCAUCAGUGGAUUUGUGCAUCCACUUUUAAUUCAUUUCUAUGUGACUUUCAAGAAACCUCUGUUGGCUUCAGAACGUCUCUGUUCUGAAGAGAGACUAAUUUUGACACAGUGAUGUCACUGUGACUUCUGCCUUCCAUCUCUAGGCAGCAGCACUCAAACUAUAGGUUUCAGUCAUUUCAGAUGGGAAAUGAUUUUACAUGAAAUGACAUGUGAAAAAAAAGUUCAAAAGAAGACGUUCAAAGGGGAGCCCCCUUCACUCUGGCCACGCUUCACCCUUCCUUAGCACUUUGGCUUCACACACGUUUUCUGUAAUGAGGUUGUGCUGGUUUAACCUGAACACCAGGGAGGUUUCAAGAGGCCAGGUUUCACCCGUGGGCUCUGCUCAGCUGCUGUUGGAUCUGUGUGGGGCUGGAGCAGGAGGGAGGGAUGCUCCAGCACUUCCAGCGUGGCUGAGGGCUCCAUGCUCACGCUCUUGGGAGUGAGGACAUUUCUUGGCCCAAACUCACCCACUAUAAAGUAUUCUGCCAGGAAGACACUCAAAAACCUGCCCAAGUUCUGAAUUCCCCUUGAUUCUGGGGGGUUUCCACAGCAGAAGUGACAGAAACAAUUUAUCCCAGACAGAGCGGUUUCUUCAACAGGCCCUGUUGGCCUGCUACGGAGUCAGGCAGGUUAAUGCUCACCUUGUGUACUUCACUGAUUGCCCCAAACACUGCUUUUAAAUCAAAGUUUAACUCUUCUGGGACAUGUCUCUUCAGAAGAGCUUGGUUAACAGCUUGUACCUGUUUGUUGUGAGGAGCCUGCUGGCCCAUCAGAGUGGCCGGGCUCGGCCUGCAGAGCUAGCAGGGUUUGGGGCCGCGCAGCUGGGCUUAGCCACUGCAAAUGUUUCCCAUCAGCUCCCUGCAUACCCUGAGCUGUGAUUCAUCAAGGGAGACUGUGCAAAGCCCAACUUGAGGUGUGCGAGAUGUUUCUUUGAAGUUACUUGUGCUUAAAGUUAGGCAUGAUCUAAAUUGACUUGCUGGGCUGAGGCCCUGAAGAGCCCACUGUGCUCACUCAGUGCAGUUUAGUCUUUUCCUCUCAAGCAUUGUCCAGAGUGAUGUGAGUUUUAGAAGGGUCUGAAAGCUUUCAAUGAACCAUUCCAUAGGAAUGAGGGAAAGCUUUAACUAUUCAGUGGUUUUCUACCAGCAAGCUCAGCUACACUGGAGAGUCCAGAACUAAGCUCACCCUCUCUGGGCCUUCCCCUUCCUUAGUUUCUUCAGCGGGUUUCUUUUCAAAGGCAAGUGGGGGAAAAAAAUCUUAAAAUGGUAUCUUAAAAAGGUGGGAAAUUAAGCAGAUCAUAUAAUCUUGAUUCCUUUAUCUCACUUAAUUAAGGAGAAGUUUGCCAACAGUGAUCUGGUAUUUCCUAAAACAAGCAUAUA